AUGGCCUUUGCAAUCCGAGUCGUAAUAGCUGGGAAGGGUGCUCGCAAUUCCGUAAAAUACACUGAGGAGAUAGCAGGAGCGGCGACGGAUAGGUCCAGACCAGCCAAACGUGCGCGAAAGGAAAAGACGCGGACAUCAGCCAAAGUAGCAUUCAAGGAUUCGGGAGAAAGUCUGCUCGAGGAUGUUGAAAAUGAGGUACCGAAAUCGAAGCGGGUGAGUCAAAAACCUAUGGCUGGCAAGCCCGUUUCUACCGAUUUUGCUCCGAAGACUGUAAUCGCGUGGAAGAUCGGCCCACAUGUCUCAGAUGCAGGCGAAGUUGAGAAUACCAUCGUGAAUGCCGCGGCAGUUGGUGUUCGACAAGUCACAGCGAAGUUGGGCUUCAUCGCCCCUGACCAGCGAGUCUAUCGCCUCGCCAAGUCACUCAUGAAAGCGUUUGGAUAUAGCGCAUGUCAUAUACUGCCACAUCAAAACUACUUCAUAAACCUUGGCAACCCCGACAAAAAGAAGCGAGAGAAGUCAUAA
Laetiporus sulphureus 93-53 is the source of this 522-nucleotide messenger RNA. RefSeq lists its product as uncharacterized. NCBI's taxonomy places the organism in Eukaryota, Fungi, Basidiomycota, Agaricomycetes, Polyporales, Laetiporaceae. The record is from RefSeq and is a predicted model, not a curated record. The coding region runs from base 1 to 522 and encodes 173 amino acids. The transcript has 3 exons.